Molecule: messenger RNA, 418 nt
Organism: Meloidogyne enterolobii
Lineage: Eukaryota; Metazoa; Nematoda; Chromadorea; Rhabditida; Meloidogynidae
Source: the annotation of a GenBank genome assembly
UCCCACCAGCCAAGGGUUGAGUUGAAGAACGGGCACGUAUAUGUGAAUUAAAAAAUGUGGGGUUUUUCGUGGCAAAAACAUUUUUACCUUUAUUAGCUAAAUUUUCCUCCGCAAAAGAGUGUUUCUUCCAUAAUUUGUUGUUACAAAACGUUGGUUUAGUAGUUGUUGUUGUAUUAAUGGGUGGAUGGUUUGUUGUUGUUGUUUUAAUAAUUGUUGGUGGAAGUGCAUUGUUGGCCGUAGGAAUUAAUUUUGGUUGUUUCGUUUUUGUUUUUGCUGGUGUUUUCACUUUCUUUUUGUAUUUAGAGAGGGUGGAGGUGGAGGAAUUCGAGUAAUCGACCCUCGGCCGAGGGUAAAGCAAAUUUUUAUUUAUUUUUUCGUAAUUGUGGUUGAAGUAUGAGUGCGAUCUGUAAAUUGUGUU